Messenger RNA from Actinia tenebrosa (Australian red waratah sea anemone), 771 nucleotides. RefSeq lists its product as uncharacterized. The record is from RefSeq and is a predicted model, not a curated record. Lineage: Eukaryota; Metazoa; Cnidaria; Anthozoa; Actiniaria; Actiniidae.
AUGAAGUGUCACCUCGAGAGUGCCGAAAACGGGCACCAACAUCUGGAUGGAGAAGAGUUAGAGUUACUUUAUGCUGAUGAUGUGGCAAUCUUCACAAAAAGUGUAGAGGCAUUAAACUUGGUCCUAUCUAUCUAUGACAAUACUUUUACUCGAUUUGGGCUACAGAUGUCCUAUAGCAAGACCGAGACAAUGGCGUUUARCGUUGAUGAUGCCAUCAAAGAUCAGAAGACCCUAGUAUCAGUAAAUGGCGUGGAUAUCAAGAAUGUCCGGACAUUCCGGUAUCUGGGACAUGUAAUCAGCAAUAUAAGCAACUCAGCAGCAGCGUUGCAUGCCAAUAUCGCAUCUGCAUUUAAGAAGUGGGAUGAACUGAAGAAUUGUUUGAUGGACAGAGAAAUUCACUUAUCUAUGCGCAUGAAGGUCCUUACCUCAUGUGUCAGAUCACGUUUAUUGUAUAGCAUUCAGGCAUGUCACCUGUCCGCCUCAGAACUACAAAAGGUUGAGAGUGUGUGGAAUAAUUUUCUAAGGAAGAUGGUAUCGGGAGGCUAUGCAAGGAAAAGUGUUCCUCGCAACAAGCAAAAAAAGGGUGUCGACCCAGCUACCUUGGUGGAAGGACAGCUGGAUUGGGGAYAUAAAAUAUCAAAUGAGCGACUACGGGAAAUAACAAAAUCCAGUUCCAUCCAGGAUUAUUGCCAUGUCCAACAUCUUAAAUACAUGGCCCAUGUUUGUCGCAUGGAGAAUGACGCCCUCCAGAAACRGGUCCUUUUCGAUUAA